AUGCUCCUGCAGCAGCUCGAAGCAGAACAGACCAACACCCCUCGCGGCCGCGUCUUCUUCUCAGCUGAGCUCCCAGGGGAGCCCUACGAUGAAGCUGAGGCAGCUUUGCACAGGAACACCAUCAUGAACAGCAGCAGCAGCAGCAGCAGCAGCGGGGGCUGCAGCAGCAGCAACGGCAGCAGCGGCAACAGCGGCAACAGCGGCAGCAGCGCGGGCAGCAGCAACGGCGGGCUGGCGCAGCAGCGGCGCAGCCGCAGCAAACUCAAAGCUGCUCCUGCUGCUGCAGUGAGCGAUCACGUGAGCGGCGCUGGGAACCUUGGGGUGUCUGUACACCCCACAGCCUUCGGGGACUCUCUGGCGUCCUUCGAAGGCAGCCCCUCCCCAGCAGCAGCAGCAGCAGCAGCAGCUGGGCCCCCAGCAGCAGCAGCAGCAGCAGCAGCAGCAGCAGCAGCAGCAAGCGAGGGCUCGGAACUCCCUGUGAACCUGCAUGCAUUGACCACCAACUACACUAUUGCUGCGCAGUACCUGCAGGUGCUGCAGCUUCUGGCAGUGCAGCGGCAAAUAAUGGAGCUGACGGAGAGUCUGAAGACAACAGACCUGCAAACAGCAGCAGCAGCAGCAGCAACGGGAGCAGCAGCAGCAGCAGGGCGGGCGCCGGGAGCGGAGGCCGGGGGCUUCUCUGGGUCUGCUGCAGCAGCAGCAGCAGCAGCGUUGUCCAGCUGCUUCGGGGGCAAAAUGGAGGCGCAGUCGCUUUUGAAUCAGCAGCUGAUUUUGCGGCUAGCAGCAGAAGCAGGUUUGUCUAGUGCUUUCCAAACAGGAAGCCCCAGCAGCAACGGAGCUGCUGCUGCUGCUGCUGCUUCUUCUGUGUCGCUGCUGGGCGAGCUCGAGCGAAAGGUCUCGGCGCUGGAGUGCCUCGUGGUGGGGAACCGUCCGGCGGGCCGGCUGCAGCAGCAAACAGCAGCAGCAGCAGCUGCUGCUGCUGCUGCGGCGGGCAGCAGCAGCAGCGGCGCCGCGCUCACGUCGGCGGCCGCCGCCAAGCGCAAGGCCGAACUCAGCAGCAGCUGCAGCAGCAGCAGCGGCAAGCAGCUGGCGCUGAGCUGCUUGACCCCCGAAAGCCCCGUCGAUGACUUCGAUUCUGCUGCUGCUUCUUCUUGCUGCUCUGCUUCUUCUUCUUCUUCUGCAUGCAACACUCCAGACUCUCUGGGCGGCGAGCGGCUGCUGCUGCUGUCUUCGCUGUGGCAGCCGCUGCCCCCGGCGGAGGGCCUUGCGGGGAAGCUGAAGGAGUAG
Eimeria tenella is the source of this 1287-nucleotide messenger RNA. RefSeq lists its product as uncharacterized. Lineage: Eukaryota; Apicomplexa; Conoidasida; Eucoccidiorida; Eimeriidae. The coding region runs from base 1 to 1287 and encodes 428 amino acids. The record is from RefSeq and is a predicted model, not a curated record. The transcript has a single exon.